Messenger RNA from Gambusia affinis (western mosquitofish), 1444 nucleotides. RefSeq names its product phosphodiesterase 6G, cGMP-specific, rod, gamma, paralog b (gene pde6gb). The transcript has 4 exons. Gene Ontology annotation, cellular component: photoreceptor outer segment membrane. Gene Ontology annotation, molecular function: cGMP binding; 3',5'-cyclic-nucleotide phosphodiesterase activity. NCBI's taxonomy places the organism in Eukaryota, Metazoa, Chordata, Actinopteri, Cyprinodontiformes, Poeciliidae. Gene Ontology annotation, biological process: positive regulation of G protein-coupled receptor signaling pathway; positive regulation of epidermal growth factor receptor signaling pathway; visual perception. The record is from RefSeq and is a predicted model, not a curated record. Bases 168 to 431 code for a protein of 87 amino acids.
CACAGCGAACCUAGCAUAGAAGUCCACUCAUCUGCUAGACUGAGCAGUGCUGCACCCACAUCCACUCGUUUGGCUGUGCUUCAAUCAAUCAGUUGAUUUCAUCACGACAGCUUCACUUCUGAGAAACCCAAAGACUUACCUGCGCACGUCCUUUCGGAGUGCUCAAAAUGAAUCUUGAGCCACCCAAAGCUGAAAUCAAAUCAGCCACCCGUGUAACCGGAGGCCCUGCCACUCCUCGCAAGGGCCCGCCCAAGUUCAAGCAGCGGCAGACCCGACAGUUCAAGAGUAAGCCUCCAAAGAAAGGAAUUCAAGGCUUUGGAGAUGACAUUCCUGGCAUGGAGGGCUUGGGCACAGAUAUCACCGUCAUCUGCCCCUGGGAAGCCUUCAACCACCUGGAGCUGCACGAGCUGGCCCAGUACGGCAUCAUCUGAGCCUUCCCAUUAUGAGCCGAGUGUUUCCAACCACCCGCCUCAGGCUCCAUCCCAAACCUUUAAACGGAACUGUUCUAAACAAAAAAACAAAAUAACGAACCGUAACAAACAUAAAAAUCGGAAAAAGAGAAAAAAGUGAACAAAAAAAGGAUGUUCUCUGACUCUGGACUCUCCAACUCUUACACAACAUCUGCUUGUUUAGGAUUUGUUUGAUUUUUUUUUUACAACUUCACUCAGUAGAUCUGCUCCGUUUCUCCUCCAUCAACAAAAAAAGAACAUCUAUGCCUGCUCUCUGUUCUUUUGCUUUCUUUUCUCUCUCUUCUCUUCUGUCCUGAACACGGAUAAAAACAAGAAACAUAUGCAAGCACGGCAGCCUCACAGUGAGUUUAAGUGACAGACCCGUGAAACAAGUGGGCUCCUGUUUCACGUGCCUCGGUGCCUCGUUCUCCAUCUUAAGAGGGUUCUUCCAUCGAUGCCGAACACAAAAAAAAUCCUGAACCUGAAUUCUGUAGAGAGCAGACACCAGCUUGCCAUUGCUAAGCGUAAAAACAAUAAUCAGAGCCCCACGAUGCAAAAUGAAACUGCCCUAUAUACUGCACAUAUCAACACUUUGACAUCAGCUCAAAAACUGGCGUGUUAUCAUAAUUUAUCACUGUCCCUCUACCGUCGUGUUUUCUAAUGAGGCCAGUAUCACCCUUCUACCUUGUAAAUUUCCCUUGUAUGAUGUUCAUCUAUGUUGUUACAUUUCCUAAAUUCUCCAACUUUUCUUUGGAUGCUAUAAUAAAAUCUGGCAUAUUGCUUCCUUUAUCCCACUAUUUCUCCAUUUGUAUUCUUAAUAUACAUUUUACUAAUAUUUUUAACCUCAUUUUACUCAUUUUAAUAUUUAAAGAAUGCAGAGGGAUCAGUGGAAUAAAUACGAACAACAAAAGUCUAUUGAAAUGUGUAAUGGAGCUUUGUUCUCUCUACAGGACAAUGGAACAAAAAAAAUAAAGAAAAAAAAGAGUAAAAUAAAA